AUGGCUUCAUCUUCUGGAAGUAAAGAUGAGCCAACUUCUGUUGUGUCUGAUCACUUUGAGGUUCAGGGUGAGAGAGUAAAAGCUUCAGACACCACAUCUCUGUCGUCUGGGUAUCAGGUUCCUGCAUCAAGCUUGGAGAUCGUGGAAGAAGAUGUGGUGCCAUUUCCUCCACAAAUAGGUACACCACCAGCUCAUGAAUCUGAAAUUCAGAUUGUAUCUUUUGAAGCAAAAGAUAAGGUGCCAUCCAUUCAUAAAAUGGAAUCUGAGAUUUUACCUUCUCAAACUGAAGGAGAACGUAAGAUGAAGUGUGGAUUGAAUGCAAGUGCCCAGCAAUCAGUUAAGCUUGCUCCAAUAGCAGCCAUUGAAUUGGGCAGAAGUAAUUUAGUUGCAGAUGAACCAGUGAGAUCAUCUCAUCUUACCAUAAAAAAUGAAAUUCCAAUUAAAGAUCAGUUGUUGCGAGAAUCAGUUUUAUAUGCAAAGAAAUCAAUUAAGACAACUGUCCGGAAGAUUUUCAGCCACAUAAAUAAUGUUAGAACUACAAAAAUUGCUGUUAUUGGAACUGGUGGUAUCGGAAAGACUACUGUCCUCAAGGCCUUGAUCAACUUCCUAAACACAGAACAUAUGUUUGAUGAGGUAAUUUUGGUGACUGUCUCAAGAUAUUGGAGCACAAGAAAGGUCCAAAAUGAAGUUUUAAGACAGUUAUCUUUAUGUCGUGAAUAUUCUGAAACUGAUUCUCAGGUUGCAGAAAGAUUAUUGAAAGUUCUGAAAGGGAAGAAGUUUUUGUUGAUUCUGGAUGAUGUUUGGGAGCAGAUCGAUCUAGAGGCAGUGGGUAUUCCUGGUCCUAGUUCAGAAAAUGGCUGCAAGAUAGUAAUAGCAUCCAGAAAACUUGAUGCUUGUCGUGACAUGAAUUUUUUUAAGGUGGUUGAAGUAAAAGGUAUCUCUUGGAAGGAAGCUAGAGAACUUUUCUAUGAACAAGUGAGUGAAAGCAUUCCACUGUCAGUUAUCAAGCCCUUUGCUGACACUAUAGUUAAGGGCUGUGAUGGUUUGCCACUGCUGAUUAUUGUUACUGGAAGGGCCCUAGGGGAGAAAAAUGAUGUUUCCAUGUGGAAGGAUGCUUCAAAAAAAUUCUCACGACGUAAAACUUCUCGAGAAUGUCAAAUUGAAGAUGUACUCCAAUUAUUGAAAUUCAGCUUUGACCAACUAUGUGAUAAUGAUGUGAAAAGUUGUUUCCUUCAUAGUGCUUUGUUUCCAGAAGCUCAAGAGGUCAAUAUUUAUAAAUUCAUAGAAUAUUGUAUCCAAGAAAGUUUAAUCACUGGUGCUCAAGCUGAUGCACAUAAAAGGGGCCAUCAUAUAGUUGAUGUUCUAGUACAUGCUUCAUUGUUACAAGUUACUGAAGGCGGAGUUUCCAUCAAAAUGCAUGAUUUAAUCAGAGAUUUAGCAUUGGGGAUCUUAUCUUCGACGCCAAAAGAUAGUCAGUUUCUUUUGAGAGCAGAAGGUAUUCAGUUUCUGUUGAGUGCUUAUUCAAGAUCAAUCAAACCACUUAAUGCUGGAAGUAGUUCAUCAUCAAGAUCGCUGAACAUCCUUGAAAGCAGUAGAUUGUGUAUACCAGAAGGUAAUCAAUUUCUGUUGAGAGCUGGAGCAGGUCUAACAGAACCACCUUCGAUGGAAGAGUGGAAACAGGCCAAAAUGAUGUUUUUGAGUGAUAAUGAGUUAUGCACUCUACCCGAGAAACCAAAUUGCCCCGAACUUUUGACAUUGUUCUUACAAAGAAACCGUUUGCUGAGAGUGAUACCUCCAUACUUUUUUGAAUGCAUGACUUCUCUCAAAGUGUUAAAUCUAUCUGAGACUAGAAUAAGGUCCUUGCCAGAGACACUUUUUAAGCUAAAAAGCCUCCUAAUGCUCAUUAUAUGUGAUUGUAAACGUCUGUUUAUGCUUUCCUCUCAAGUUGGAUCUCUUGUUUGUCUUGAGGUGCUUGAUCUUCGAGGUACUAAAAUUAAAGAAUUACCUGAUAAGAUUGGUGAAUUGGCAUCCCUGAAACGUUUGGAAGUGUCCUUCUAUGGAUCUAUUGAUGACAGUGAAUAUGUUAAAUUGCCACGUCAUUUGAUUUCGAGUGGCAUUAUAUCGAAGUUGUGUAAUUUGGACACUUUGAGCAUUGUUUUAUGUCCAGGGGAUGAAAGGUGGCAUGAGGAUGUGGAAUAUGUCAAAACUGAAGUCAGCAAGUUAAAAAAGUUGAAGUUUCUGUGUUUUCAUUUCCCAGAAGUUGAGCAUGUCCAAGAAUUCGUCACAGAAAGUGAACCAUGGAAGAAGAAACUCUUAAUGGAGUUCAAAUUUGUGGUUGGCCGUGAUGUCAAGAGCAUUUCCUCUCAGGUCCCAAAGUAUUUGGAAUUUGAUUAUAAUCAGCAGGGCCAAUGCUUGAGAUUUGUAAAUGGUGAGAUGAAACCUGAUGGAGUUCUUCAAAUAUUAGCUCGUUGUACUGCUUUCUAUUUAGAUAAUCAUCUUGACAUCAAGAGCCUUUCCAACUUUGGUGUUAGCAAUAUGAAUGGGUUGAAGUUUUGUAUAAUAAGUGAAUGCCCGGAGAUUAAAACGGUUGUGCAUGUGGAUGAAGUGGAGGAAGAUACUAUUGCUGUAUUUCCACUCCUGGAGACCUUGAGUAUUCAUCAUUUGUGGAAUUUAACAGGAAUUUGGCAGGGGACUUUACCAGAAGGAAGCUUUGCCGAGUUAAGAAUUUUGUCGAUGCAUGGAUGUCCGAAGUUGGAUUACAUCUUUAGAAGCUCAAUGAUUCAAUAUUUUCGUAAAUUAGAGGAAUUGGUUAUUGAAGAUUGUCAGGCCAUUGAACAAAUCAUAGUUGAGGAUGAGAUAACGGAUUCUUGUUCUGUUACACUUCCCAGUUUGAAGAAGUUAACACUUCACUAUCUGCCUGGAUUGGUUAACAUUUGGAAAAGUCCUUGGCCGCAAUUAGGACAUAUCAGCUUCUACUGUUGCCCAAACUUGAAGAAGAUUGGUAUUGAUUCCAGGUUCAAAGAUGUGAUAGUUAAGGCAGAGAAGAGUUGGUGGGAUGCAUUAGAGUGGGAAAAUGAUGAAUUGCGGUUGUAUCUUGAAAACUAUUCCACCAUAAUUUUUCAAGAUUAUCUGUAA
Pistacia vera is the source of this 3135-nucleotide messenger RNA. RefSeq names its product disease resistance protein At4g27190-like. The transcript has a single exon. Lineage: Eukaryota; Viridiplantae; Streptophyta; Magnoliopsida; Sapindales; Anacardiaceae. Gene Ontology annotation, molecular function: protein binding; ADP binding; ATP hydrolysis activity. Bases 1 to 3135 code for a protein of 1044 amino acids. The record is from RefSeq and is a predicted model, not a curated record.